AUGUCUUACGAACAGGCACUCUCCCUUGGGAUUCCCCUGUCCGAUCUCGACUCCCACCCCGUCGUCGAUCUGGCCAUCGACGGUGCCGACGAGGUUGACCCUUUCCUCAACCUCGUAAAGGGUCGCGGUGGCUACCUCCUUAGGGAGAAGAUGGUGGAGAGCGCAUGCAAGAAGUUUAUUGUUGUUGUUGACGAGUCCAAGCUCGUGAACUAUAUAGGGGGGAGUGGAUUGGCCAUGCCCGUUGAGGUUAUUCAAUUUUGUUGGAAGUUCACUGCUGAGAGGUUACGCAGGCUGUUUGAGGAGGCUGGGUGUGUUGCAAAUCUUAGAACUUUUGGGGAGAAGGAGGAGCCCUUUGUCACGGACAAUGGGAACUUCAUCGUGGAUUUGUAUUUCGAGAGGAGUAUCGGGGAUUUGAAGGCUGCUAGUGUCGCAAUAUUGCAGCUUGCUGGUGUUGUGGAGCAUGGCAUGUUUCUGGAUAUGGCUACCACUGUUAUUGUGGCAGGGGAACUUGGCUUGACGGUGAAGAAUAAGUAGUUGCUGGCGUUUUGGAGGAGGUGGUUAGGAGAAUGAAGGUAGGUUAAUUGGACAAGGUUGAGCUUUGACAUAGGGUUCUAACAAAUUUUAGGGGGAGGGGAUUUUCAUGAAAUCCUUUUAUAUUAUCGAAUCAGGAUGUUUUGGGGAGGGAGUUUGUUUGAAAGAAGAAUUAAAAGAAGUUCAGAAAUCAUUGAAAUCGAAACAAUACAUGAAAAUCUUGUUGCUGAAUUUACUGAUACAAGCAAAAGAUAAGAUUGAAAAAGAGUAUAUAAAAUGACUGCAGAAUUUUAAAUUAACUUCUACAUCACAGUAUAUUUCUUUCUACUCACUGUCGGUAUCAGUGUAUCCUAGACACUCAGAAACAAAAUCACAGUAACCACACUUCCAUUGCUCAUCCUCAGCCACAUAACUGGCUUCUCUCUGUCCAAGCCACAACUCAAGACAACUCCCUAUUUCACUCUUCACCCAACCCUCAUCAUAUGCAAUCUUUUCUUCAACCAGCACUGAAUGGUCCCUCUGAGACUCAUAUCUCAACACUAACUUUUCAUUAGAAGGUUGCAGUCUCUUGCACGUAUUUUGGUAACACCUCACCACAUCACCAAGAUUCAGUGCUGUGAAUCCAGACUCUUUGCACGCUGCUCGUAGAUCUUUACUUAAAGUACGACGUGGAUUCAAUUCAAAAUAAUCAUACAACUGUUUGCGUGGGAAAUCAUGAUGAGCAUGUGCAACUAAACUGUCCCACAAAUACUUGUAACACAUUAGCUGAAUCCUUCCGUUUCUUUUCUGUGCUUCUGAAGGAACCGUGUCUUGGGAACGAGUCUUUAACUCAAUUAGUAUCGGAUUAUGAUCUUUCUUUGCUUUAGGCAUUUGAACUUCAUCGAUCUUCCCCACCAUCCAUAUGCCUUCUCCAAAAGCAAAACUCAGGAUUGGAAGCUCGCGUGUUAACCCAUCAAACAGCAACUGAUUCACCCCAUUUAUGAAGUUAACAAGUUUCAUUGCCAUGACAUCCUCAGCUGACUUCGCCUCCAGUUCCACCGUAGUCUGAACCUCUAGUUGAAGUUGAACAUGUCGAUUUCUACCAGCUUUCAUAGCUUCAGUGUUCCUUUCUCCUCCAAAAUACAUUGGCUUGCCUUCGUUGUUCUUCCAUUCUUCAGAGAAGAGAGAAAACUCCAUUUGCCUUUCACACCAUUCGGUUUGGGUGACAUCGGUGACAAACAACCCUUUCUUGCUCCUAAACCGGUGGAGUAAAGUGUUGUUAUCUGCUUUGGUGUUCUUCUUCUUCUUCCUCAGAAAAUCGCCAUAGUCCUCAAUAUCAGGUUCUGAACACAUGGACAGACUUCUCUUGGCUUUACCUGAAACUGAGUCAAUUGACUUGCCAUUUCUGUGCAACUUAGAGGUUGAAGGAGGUUUGUGUUUUGAGGGUGUAUAAGCUUCAGUGUAAAAGUUUUCAUCAUCGCUUAGUAUCACAAGUGGGAUCUUCUUGGAGGGUGUUCUCACCAUGGUGGAUGUUGGUCGACCAAGUUUGAAAUUCAAUAAACUAUUGAGAGUGUUGAGAUUAUCUUGUUAAAAAGGGGCUGUUGAGUGAGAGUUGGAAGGCUUAAUCGUCAAGAAAAAGGAAAAAUAAUUGAAGACAAAGGAAACGUAGUGGAAUCUUA
Messenger RNA from Vigna umbellata (rice bean), 2189 nucleotides. NCBI's taxonomy places the organism in Eukaryota, Viridiplantae, Streptophyta, Magnoliopsida, Fabales, Fabaceae. The record is from RefSeq and is a predicted model, not a curated record.